CAGCUUUGAACUUUCAACCGAACCCAAAAUCCAAGUGCCCCACCAAAUGUUUCAAUCCUCUUCCACUACACAAAGAAACAACUUACUCCCUUUAUACCCUAUUAGCCUAAACCCUCGCUAAAAGCCAAUCCUCGAUAUAUAUAAUAACAAUAACACACUUGAUAAAUUCAUACCUCCUCAUAUAUAUAUGCAACAUUUUCAUAUCAGGGCAUCAAGAAAUAAAAUCUAAACAGAAAAAAGGAAAAAAAAAAAAAGACAUGGGAAGAUCACCAUGUUGUGAGAAAGCUCACACAAACAAAGGAGCAUGGACGAAAGAAGAGGACGAGAGGCUCAUAGCUUACAUUAAAGCUCACGGAGAAGGCUGUUGGCGAUCUCUCCCCAAAGCCGCUGGGCUUCUUCGGUGUGGCAAAAGCUGCCGUCUCCGGUGGAUCAACUAUCUCCGGCCUGACCUUAAACGUGGAAACUUCACCGAGGAAGAGGACGAGCUCAUCAUCAAGCUCCAUAGCCUUCUUGGCAAUAAAUGGUCGCUUAUUGCUGGGAGAUUACCGGGAAGGACAGAUAACGAGAUAAAGAAUUAUUGGAACACACAUAUACGAAGAAAGCUUAUAAACAGAGGGAUUGAUCCAACGACUCAUAGACCAAUAAUCCAAGAAUCAUCUCAGGAUUCUAAACCAACUCAACUAGAAGCAAUCACUAGUAACACCUUUAAUAUCUCCUUCACCUCUCCCUCUUCUACUCCAAAGAUAGAAAGCACAAGUUUUCAGGGAACAUCAGAGAAAAUCUCAAUGUUUACGUUCAAAGAAGAGAAAGAGGAGUGUCCAACUAAAGAAAAGUUGCCAGAUUUGAAUCUUGAGCUCAGAAUCAGUCUUCCUGAUGUUGUUGAUCGUCGUCGUCAAGGCUUGGUUGGAGAGGGAGAGUCAACGAGGGCGCGUUGUUUCAAGUGCAGUUUAGGGAUGAUAAACGGGAUGGAGUGCAGAUGCGGAAGAACGAGAUGCGAUGUAGUUGGAGGUAGUAACAAGGGGAGUGACAUCAGCAACGGCUUCGAUUUUUUAGGGUUGGCAAAGAAAGAGACAACCACUUCUCUUUUUGGUUUUAGAAGCUUGGAGAUGAUUUAAUAAUCUUGUCAAAUUUAGCCAAGGCGCAUAACUGUACAAACCUUCUUUCGUUUUUUUUUUUUUGCCUAGAGAAAUGAUUCCAAGGUAAUCCAUAACUUUGUAUGAUAAACUUUACUGUUGGAUUUUAAACUAUAUAGAACAUAUUUUUCUUACCCAACACUUUUCUGAGAUCGUAUAGUAUAAUUUGUAAGCGUUU
Molecule: messenger RNA, 1311 nt
Organism: Eruca vesicaria subsp. sativa (arugula)
Lineage: Eukaryota; Viridiplantae; Streptophyta; Magnoliopsida; Brassicales; Brassicaceae
Source: the annotation of a GenBank genome assembly